UCUGUAGUUCUUCUUACGCUCCAGGGGCGUGGUAAUUCGAUGUAUGUAUAGAACUGUUCAAUAAAUUUAACGAAGUCGAAAUACAUACAUCUGAGGACUGUUUUCCCGCAGUUUCAUUGUGGUUGUAUUAAAAAUGGUUUUGGAAAUGUAUUUAGAUCUUUUUUCACAGCCAUGUCGUUCGGUAUAUAUCUUUGCCAAGAAGAACAACAUUCCGUUUGAUUUCAAACAAAUUUCGCUUUUGGGAGGAGAGCAGUAUGGAGAAGAGUUCAGGAAGAUUAACAUGAUUUCAAAAGUUCCUGCAAUCCGAGAUGGAGACUUCUGCUUGGGUGAAAGCAUUGCCAUCUUGACCUACCUGGCAGAGAAGUACAAGACCGCAGACCACUGGUACCCAUUGGACCUGCAGAAGCGUGCCCGUGUCAAUGAAUACCUGUCCUGGCAGCACACAGCCAUUCGAAUGCAUGGCUCAAAGAUUUUUUGGCAGAAGGUGAUGAUUCCACAAGUCAUGGGUGUGGAGGUCUCCAAGGACCGGCUUGCUGGGACCCUGGAGGACCUGGAGGUCUCGCUGAAACUCAUUGAAGAGAAGUUCAUCGAGGACAAGCCUUUUAUUGCAGGAGAGCAGAUCUCAUUGGCUGACCUGGUGGCUAUUGUUGAGAUCAUGCAGGUCUCAGGUAUCCCCUUAUCAAGCCAGCAUGAGUUUGACAUGGCCAACUUAUCACUUUCUCGUUCCUAAACAUCACCAUGGUCUGUGCCAUGUUAAUCUGCACUCUGGAAGGCCAAGAGAUCUGAAACUAUUUGAUAUUGAAACUUGGACAAUGGAUAAAAGGACAAUGGAUAACACUGGAUGGAUUAAUGGAUAACACUUAUCUUGCAAAGAUAUUUUCAUAAUGUGUUUGGAGUCAAAUUUACUAACUUGAGUUUGCAAUCAGUAGCCAAGGCAUUUGGAAUCAAGUGUAUAGUUUCAGUACAUUUGUAAUAUCAAAAUAUUGUCAAGCAUGUAGCUAGUAUUUAUUUUAUAGCCAUCGCCUAAUUCAUGAAGGUCUGCAACCUUUUGUUUGUCUGUUCUCUAACCUUCCCAAUGAUUUGGGAAGCACUUGUCACCUGAUAUUUACACCCCAGUGAAACUGGAAGCCAUGGAUGACCACGUAGGAGUUGAUAAAUGAACACAAGACACAAGAAUAAUUUAACCAUUUGUACACACAUUUUUUAUCCCUGAUUCCUUUCAUUUUUUUGUUAAAUAAUUUCCUAAAUACCUUGGCUACUGCUUGCAAACGUAAUUUAUGCAAUCCAGCAAUAGAAAGAAUGUAUCUUUCCAAGCUAUUGAUUGUCUUGACCGGUUGUCAAUAUUAAAUAAUUUCUCAUGGCUUACCGUGGCACCAUAGGGAGAAAUAGUCACAUGUCAAUCAUGCAAAUACUGCAAUAUGUCAAUUAUAUAAUUUACUGCAUUUCACCCACGCUAACUUUUUAAGGCUACUAGGGAGAUGCAGUAGGUGUGUGGGAACCGUUUACAGGCUUUAUUUGGCUAAAUAAAUAAACCUUAAGCCACUUUAUUUUCAUUCAACAUUUAUUUUUGGCUAAUACAUUUAUUUAAGGUAUGACGUGUCAUUACGUCCAUCUGUUAUAUUUAACAAGAAAGUUCAGUGGAAAUGCACCAUUGAAGGCAACUGUCAGAUCUACUUUUUAAGCAAACUCUGUAAAUGUUCAAGAAAAUUACGCCAGAUAAGGUAACGCAAAACUAGCUAUUGAUUUAUUAAUUCAUUACCAACAGAAUUCUGUUGGGUUUAAAAGCAUUGUAACAUUUUUGGGUGUUUUUGCUUUUUGGCAUC
Esox lucius (northern pike) is the source of this 1823-nucleotide messenger RNA. RefSeq names its product glutathione S-transferase theta 1b (gene gstt1b). Bases 134 to 730 code for a protein of 198 amino acids. Lineage: Eukaryota; Metazoa; Chordata; Actinopteri; Esociformes; Esocidae. Gene Ontology annotation, biological process: glutathione metabolic process. The transcript has 5 exons. Gene Ontology annotation, cellular component: cytoplasm. Gene Ontology annotation, molecular function: glutathione transferase activity. The record is from RefSeq and is a predicted model, not a curated record.